Messenger RNA from Orbicella faveolata, 1231 nucleotides. RefSeq names its product ATP-binding cassette sub-family D member 3-like. Gene Ontology annotation, cellular component: peroxisomal membrane. The record is from RefSeq and is a predicted model, not a curated record. Gene Ontology annotation, biological process: long-chain fatty acid import into peroxisome; very long-chain fatty acid catabolic process; peroxisome organization. Gene Ontology annotation, molecular function: ATP hydrolysis activity; ABC-type transporter activity; ATP binding. Lineage: Eukaryota; Metazoa; Cnidaria; Anthozoa; Scleractinia; Merulinidae.
UAUACACCUCUAUGUCUUUAAAUACUGAUUAACUAAAAAUAGCUUUUCGGGCCCGGUAAGUUUCCGGCUUUGUCAGUUGAGCGAGCGCUACCAAACGUACGGGAAAGGGGAAGGCUUGGUGGCUGAGCAAAGUCCAAAGAAUCAAGAUGGUGGUCAUACUGAGUAAGAUUCUCCCACCGGCACAUUGGUUGAAUUCUAAAGUUUCUGGGAUCGCGGUUGCCGCUGCUGCAGCAGGUAUCGUUGUAUUAUGGAAGAAAAAGCUGGACCAACUUAGCAGUAAAAGAAAGGAUCUGACGGACGAUUUACACAUCUCUCUAGAGGAGGAAAAAGCAGCCAAGAAAGAAAAGGCUGCAGUAGAUGGUGUAUUCUUUAGAAAGUUACUGAGGAUUUUGAAAAUAAUCAUUCCUGGAUGGCUCACACCAGAGACCGGUUACUUGGCACUUGUCGCUGCAUCUCUGAUAGCAAGGACAUAUUGUGAUGUUUGGAUGAUACACAAUGGAACUUCAAUUGAGAGGUGAGCUUUCUCAAAGACACUCAGAGUACAUAAUACAAUCUGCUGUGUAUAAUUCUGUGAAUCCAAGGUAAAUUUGGAUAAAAGAUUAAGGCUAAGGUACAGUGUAAAGGAAUUUGCUUUGAGUUACACAAUGCACAUAAUAAUUUUUUCUUGCAUUGAGUUACAUGUUGUUCAGUUUAAUUUGAGGACUGUAUGAUUGUGCAAUUUUCUCUGGGGUAACCCGAAAACACUGACUCCCUGUCCGUGGACCCCCUCUACGGACUGGGUCCACGGACUACCUAUGGACCAGUCAAUGGACUAUCCCUAUAGACCCCUCUACGGACCAACCCCCAAAAUGGAAUGAAAAUAAUAAAUUAGUAUUUCAGUUACGGGUUGUCUUAUAGAUUAUUUGUGUCUGCUAAAUUCCUAAUGUUACAUUGUGCAAAUGUAACAGACUUGGGUUCAGGCUCAGGCGUAAUUUAUAUCAUUACACAUUGCCGUUUCCUUUGCUGUGGCCAUACAGUGUAUGAAAGACCAGGAAGCCUUCAGGAGGCCUCCGGGAAGCCUCUGGGAAGCCUUGAAAUUUGUGCUCUUUCCCCUUUGCCAUUUUGUCCAGCCCAUUUUACCGUGGGUUCGUGAACUUGUUCCAGGCUUCACAAUUUGCUCAGCAGAAUUACAGAUACAAACAAGCUUAAACGAUCUAAAACGCAUCUACCAUAGCCAGAUUGAGCCAUGCUU